AUGAGGCUACUGAAGUGUCUCACAAAGAGCGACCUCCUCAAUCACCUCAUCACUACAAAUAUCAAGUACGACCUGGACACAGCGAGGACGGCAGGCACGUUUGCGGGCUGCUGUAAGCUGGAAAAUGUCAUUCGCGACGGCAUCGAAGAGGGUGGUGUCUCUGUCUCGCACGUGGACAUCGACGCGGACUUCGUGGAGUAUGCUGCGGAUGCGUUCCCCAGGGGAGGCGAAAGCGUGAAGGAUCACCUCGUUCGAAACCUGGAGACUCUCCUCUUCCCCCUUGACAUCCGGCAGAUCAUGUACCGCUUCUCAAAAGCCCCUCCGUCCACGACGCUGAACGCGAUCCACGUGAACGACAGCCCUCUCAGUCUAGUGGACAUCUCCUGUGCCGACGAUGUGCUGGAAGAGCUCCGAGCAGCGUUGAAGGCGGAGAGAGUCAGCGUCCCCCCAGACUCACUCCGAAAGGUGCUAGGAGCUGCGGUUGGCGCAGCACAGCGGGCGUCCCUGCACGCGGAAGCUGCCCUCAUGGCGCAUGCGCUCUCCGCGCACGAGCACACCGGGACGGCGUUGGCGGGGCCGGAGGACAUCGUGGACCGGGUGAAGGGCCUUCUCGAGGAUGACAGAAUCGCGAUCGGCGUCAGCAAGAGGUGCUGCUUCUGCUGCAACCUCCUCGCGGAGCUCAUCAACAAACGGCCAUCUGGUCGACUGAACCGUACCCAGCCUAAGGUCGACGAAACUUUCAAGCUCUUUCAGCCGGAUGCUUCCACCGGCAAGGAGGUUCUAGAGGGUGGCCUCAUAUCCAAUCUGCCUGAAGAACGCGAGUUCGAGGGGCACCUACAAGACGUCGUGGACAUAACCCAGUACUUUUUGACUUCCCCGGAAGGCUUCGAUGCGGACAUAGCUCUCAUGUCCUUCUUUGCCUUCGUCACCUACCGCUGCCGCUACAAACUCAUUUCUCGCAUCACUAACAACAUCUGGGUGUUCCCGGGCCGUUCACAGCAUCCUACAGCCUACAUCCAUGAGAAAUUGAAGGACGCUCCACCGGCCAUCCCUUCUGGAAUAUCCAUAUCCAUUCCAGAUUCUGCUCAUGACUCUUACCCUGUCACUGGCAACAAUGCCGUAGCAUGGGCAGAGCUACUCCAGGUCACCGUCGACAGUGUGAAGAAACUUCUCGAGCGCAUGAACAUGCCCCAAGCAACUUCGGCGGGGGAGGAGAUUGUUGCCGCGCACCAAGAUCUGCACGACAACAUGAGGCUCUUGAAGCAUCUCAUUCAGUGCGACCUCGUAGGCUAUCUCAUCACUGAUGACGUUAGGCGCGAGCCGGGCGAAGCGAGGAAGGCAAAUGUCAUCCGGGACCGCGGCAAAGACAGCAAGAGGACAGUUCCCACUGGUGGCGUAUCCGGUCAAGAUGCAUUACCUGGCGAAGGCGUGAAGGAACACCUCGUUCGAAAUCUGGAGGCCGUCGUCUUCCCCCUGGACAUCCAGAAGAUUAUGAAACGCUUCUCGAAAGCCCCCGCCUCCACAAAGUUGAUGGCGAUUCACGUGGACGACGGCCCUCUCGAUCCACUCGACGUCUCCUCCUGCCUCACCGAUGUGCUGGAGGAGCUUCAGACAGUUUUGAAGGACGCCGACGUCGACGUCCCACUCGACUCGCUCCAAAAGGUGUUAGACGAGGCAACCUGGAGAGCACGACACGCAUCCCCGCACGCAGAAACUGUGCUCAUGGCGCAUGCGCUGUCUGUCCACGAGAACACCGAAUCGGUGUUGGCGUCGGCAUCGGUCUUGGACCCGGUGAAGGACGUUCUCAAGAACGACACCAUCCCGAUCGGCGUCAGCGAGAACUGCUGCUUCUGCUGCGACCUCCUCGCGCAGCUCAUCGCCGAACGGCAAACCAGUGGCGUGAGGUUCAUACUCCCGAGCACCCAUUCCACCGUCUUUUCCUGGUACCCACCGGAGGGCCUUCCUGUCGAGAUUUUGCGGGCGAUGAAAGACAGGUUAUUGGCGGCGGUGAGGGACACGUUGGUCGCCGCGAAAGAAUCCGUCGAGAAGGCUGGUUCGCUACGAACAAGCCCGUCGCACUCCGACUCCGAAUCUUCGGUAGACUAUCCGUCGUCUGAACGUAGAAAGAAGACGCUCGCGGCUGUGAAGGAUGUCCAGAGGCGGCACCGUCAACCGGUCUGA
Molecule: messenger RNA, 2181 nt
Organism: Epithele typhae
Lineage: Eukaryota; Fungi; Basidiomycota; Agaricomycetes; Polyporales; Epitheliaceae
Exons: 10
Coding region: 1-2181 (726 amino acids)
Source: RefSeq, a predicted model, not a curated record